Messenger RNA from Ipomoea nil (Japanese morning glory), 849 nucleotides. RefSeq names its product ATP-dependent DNA helicase PIF6-like. Lineage: Eukaryota; Viridiplantae; Streptophyta; Magnoliopsida; Solanales; Convolvulaceae. Bases 1 to 849 code for a protein of 282 amino acids. The transcript has a single exon. The record is from RefSeq and is a predicted model, not a curated record.
AUGGAAGAGCUUAGUUCAUUUGCUAAUUGGAUAGUUGCAAUUGGUGAUGGCGACAUCGGUGGCACAAAUGAUGGUCAUGUGGAUGUCCAAAUUCCCAAAAAACAUGUGCUUAAACCAGAUUGUGAUCCUAUUAAAGCUAUUGUUAAAAGUACAUUCCCUAUGUUUCAAGAAAAUCAAAACAACGGGGAUUAUCUAAUUGGUCGAGCAAUUUUAGCGCCAACACUCGAGGUUGUUGAUGAAGUUAAUGACUACAUGAGUACUUUGAAUGAUGCUACAUCUAGAACCUAUCUUAGCUCCGAUUCGGUAUGCCCCACUGAAAACACGUCCGAUACGGUAGCUGCAUUGCAUACUCCAAAAUUGUUAAAUGUCCUGAAAUGCUCGGGAUUGCCAAACCAUUCGCGCACUCUUAAAGUUGGAUCUCCAGUCAUGCUACUGCGAAACAUAGACCAUUCAGCUGGCCUUUGCAAUGGGACAAGAUUAAUUAUUUCUGAAUUGGCAGAUCAUGUUGUUCAAGCCAAGAUUCUUUUUGGUAGUAAUGCAGGUGAACAAGUCUUGAUUCCACGAUUGUCUCUUACACCAUCAGAUACUAGGCUACCAUUUAAAUUCCAACGAAGGCAAUUCCCACUUAUGUUUUCUUAUGCUAUUACAAUAAACAAGAGUCAAGGUCAAACAUUAUCUACAGUUGGACUUUUGUUGAAAAAACCAGUCUUUGUUCACGGGCAAUUAUAUGUUGCUUUGUCUAGGGUUAGUAAUCCGAAUGGUCUUAAGUUACUUAUUUGUAGCGACAAUGGAGAGUAUGUUUCUUCAACGUCGAAUGUUGUAUACAAAAAGGUCUUUAACAAUUUAUAA